Molecule: messenger RNA, 297 nt
Organism: Sphenostylis stenocarpa
Lineage: Eukaryota; Viridiplantae; Streptophyta; Magnoliopsida; Fabales; Fabaceae
Source: the annotation of a GenBank genome assembly
AUGGAGCCACCAAAAGGCUUCUGCUGUCAAAAGGCAAAAAAAUCACUAAUGCCAUGCUUAGAUUUUGUGACCGACAAAACCGAUAGCCCUUCAUUGGCUUGUUGCAAAGGAUUGGGUGAAGUGAAAGCUUCAGCACCAACAAAAGUUGAUCUUCGUGCUGCAUGCAAGUGCGUUCAGGAAGGAGCCACUCACGUUCCCAACAUGGACUAUGAUAAAGCCCAGCAACUUCCCAAACUAUGCAAGGUUGACAUCGGUUUUCCCAUAACCAAGGAUUUUGAUUGCAGCAAAAUCGCUUAA